Erigeron canadensis is the source of this 1165-nucleotide messenger RNA. RefSeq lists its product as uncharacterized. The record is from RefSeq and is a predicted model, not a curated record. NCBI's taxonomy places the organism in Eukaryota, Viridiplantae, Streptophyta, Magnoliopsida, Asterales, Asteraceae. The coding region runs from base 223 to 750 and encodes 175 amino acids. The transcript has 3 exons.
AAGGAAGAAAGCAUAUCAUCGAACCACACACGGCUCCGAAUACAAUUACAAUUACAAUCAUCAUAAAACCGCCGCAUAAUAAAUAUUCAUAAACAUUAUUAUUAAAUUAAUAAAACAAAAUUCCUUAAAAUCACAUCCAAUUUUGUUUUCGAUUCUCAGCAACACUUCUUCUUUCUGCUUCUGAUUUACUCUUUUCAAUUUUCCGGGUGGUGCUAGGUAAAAAUGGCGGUGGCGUUUUCACAGCUUUCAUGGUGGUCAUGGAGCGGAAAGCAUCGAGAUGCAAAGUUGCCUAGCGGGUCUUCCAAAAAUUCCACAUCCACAACUGAUGUAAAUAAGUUGGAAUUUGAAAACUUAAAAUUCCCAAUAGUAAAUGUGGCACCAUCAAAAUCUAAAAGGGUAAAAAGAAAGUGGCAUAGUCGAAAAGAGCGUGAAGUGGAUAAAGAAUAUGAUGUUGUCUUGGUUCCAUCAGAUGGUGGUUGUUUAUCAGGAUCUGAAUCUGAUGAUUCUGAUUGGUCAAUUGGAUGGUUGGAGCCUCACGGUGCUGGGUUUUGUAGCGAUGAUGAUGAUUCUUCGGAUGAUAGUUUUGCUGUGUUGGUGCCUUGCUAUGGCCGUGGACGCAAUGAUGUUGUUAAUGCAAAGAAAGCUCCAAAUGACAAUUUCUUAGAGACUAUUGGACGAGUUCCUGACUUAUAUUCUGCUGAGAACGAAGUUUACAUGGAGCAAUGGCUGUCAUCUUUGCAGCACAACUGAGCGUCUAUCUUAGCUGAUUAACUGUAAAUAUGUAUCUAUAUGUAAAGCUGUUUAUUUAGUCAAUGUGGUGGUGGUGGUGCUGCUGAUACUUUAUUGUUUCGGGUUUAAAAUGAUCCUGAUUUGUGACGACAAGAAACAACCUGAUGUGUCAAGAAGACCAUAUUUAUUGAAGAUUGGAUCCUUUUGUCUUGAAUUGAUCUGAUCUGGUUAAGAAUCAAGAUGAUGAAAAUGAAGAUUUGUUUGGUGAUCUAUGAACUAAUGUAAAUAAUCUGUAUGAUGUAAAUAUUUAUUGGAAGUGAGGGUGAAAAAAGAAAUUUCUUGAAAAGCUAAAAAGAGUGAUAAAACUGAUAAUAAUUCUUGUAAAUUGGAUUCUAAACUGAUAUUAAUAAUUUAAUAGACUGUUUAUUGUUGUAAA